Messenger RNA from Xyrichtys novacula (pearly razorfish), 6645 nucleotides. The record is from the annotation of a GenBank genome assembly. NCBI's taxonomy places the organism in Eukaryota, Metazoa, Chordata, Actinopteri, Labriformes, Labridae.
ACACACACACACACACACACACACACACACACACACACACACUGGGAGCUUUAUGAACUGUGGGGCAUGUGUUAGUGGACACACCUCAGAAUAUGUGUGUGUGUGUGUGUGUGUGUGUGUGUGUGUGUGUGUGUGUGUGUGUGUGUGUGUGUGUGUUAGACAGAGGCAUGUAGAGACACGGCUAAGGUGUGGCAGCUUCACUCUUAAGUGACUUCAUGUGACGGAGCAAAAACUCUUUCUGCAGUCAAUGUGUGUGUAUGUGCGUGUGUGUGUGUCAGUGCUUUUCUAGCAGGACAGAGUUUCCGGUCAGGGUUAGUCUGAGCUCUGAGAUAACACUACAGGACAGAAGAAGUCCAGGUGAGGUUCAGGUGUAGUUCAGGGGACGUUUCUCCGUCUCUCCACUGGUGUGUUUUGGCGCGUGCUCAUGAGGCUGGAGGAAGUUACCGAACGGACCUGAAGACAGAUUCCCACCUGAGGAACAACAGGUAAACUCAGCUUAAAAGUAACACGUACACCUCAAGAAGUUAAACUAUGUAGUUUAUUAACAGUUUAAGUGUAGUUGAAGUUAAACACUGUAGUUUGUUGACAGUUUAAUUGUAGUGACUGGCAUUUAUUUGUUCAUGAACUAAGCGUUUGUUGGCAGGUUUGAUGAAAGCUCUGCUGAACCUCAGAGCUGAUCUCUUAGUGGGGUCAUGGAAAAGUGAAAUUCAUAGAAAUCAGUCAUCAAACCUAAGUGACUGACAGUCAAAGUUAUAGAACAUCUCUGUAGAAAUUUGUUUGGACUGCCUUAUAGAAGGAAAUUUGUCAUUUUUAGAUCAAAGUUGUUCAUUUCAGAUUAUUCCGGUCAACUUAAAGACUUUGUAGGAAGAUUACUUUUUAUACUCUACUUUCUCAUAAAUGUAGGACUUUUUCAGAUAAACUUGAAACUUUUUCCUUUCUUCAAAGUCCUCCAAACACUUGAGUUUAGUUUGAUAUGAAUUUUUUUUAGAAGAUGAGGAAGAAAUCUGACCUCUGUGUUUUUGUUUUAUUCACUGUUAUGUAGAUUCAGAGUUUAAUCUCGCAGUUUAAGAGUGAGAAAAACGAGUGUGUAUUAACAGCUGCAGAAGACAAAAGUUGAUAUCAGGGUUUUAUAGAGCAAACACUUGCAGCAGGUGCUUCAUCCAAACACUUCAACAGAGUGUCUUCCCUCUGACUGUAUAAAUAGGACAGCCCAUUACAUGAAGGUUUUUAUUCUUGAAUGCAGCUAAAACUGGAUGUUAUAAUGAUGGAAACAUGAACACAAUUGAGAAAGUGUAAGCCAAGUUUAAAUCAUACAGUCACAGUCAGCUGAAGGUUCAAAUUACUGGAUGUUUAUUAUGUUUUUAAAUCAAACAUGUUUCUUCAUGUUUAUUUAACUGAACCUGUCAAUGAACCAGCUAAACCAGCUGCAGGUUGUUCCUGUGGUUAAAGGAGCUAGUUAGCAGGUUAGUAAGUAUGUAGUGUGCUGUUGGCACAUGCUGUUUGUGGUAACCCAAGAAUUAGACUCCAGAUGAGUUAGUCCAAACCUUCUUACCUGUCCUUAACUCCUUAUUUGUCUUAAGAAGGAGGGGAAACUCUGAGUCAGGAAGGCUGAAUGUGAGGCUGGUUAAUGAUUGAACAUGACCAUGUGAGUUUGUGAGAGACUGUGUGCAUGAAUAAAUAGAGGUCAAAGGGUAUGACUAAGUUUAACUUUAUAGUUUCUUUCCCUGUGGGCGCUGAACUGUUCAAAGGAGCAGAGUUCCUGAUCUGACAGGCCAAACUUAACUCUCAUUAUACCAUCUGAUAAUCCUCUUUGAAUCUGAAAAACCCUCUUUACAGUUUACUCCGAUUUUCAUCUGUCUCUUCCUCUUUCUCAAAACAAGCUAGUAGUCCCUCUGCUCUUUAAAGAGGAGGGUGCAGUAUCCAUGAUCCAUGGUCCAGAGAAGUCACUGGUGUUUCUAGAUUCUAGGUUUGAAUAACCUGUUUUUUUUUUUACUUGUCUCUGACCUUCCAUUGUCCUUUUGUCUUUCCUGCAGGAUUUUAAUAGCUUCCUUCCCCUUUUCUUGCUCCUUUUCUUCCUCCUCCUCCUCCUCUAUCUCCUCAUUACCCUCUUCCCCCUCAGCAGCACCAUGCGGAGGUUCAGCUCUGAGGGGUCCCUCCUGGAUCUGGACUUCUUUCCGUGGAGGAAGGGGGGUCUAAAGGAUAAGGAUCAUGAGAGGAGUCGGGACACUCCUCACCUGGAGGAAGACGAGCUGGAUGGAGGCCUGAGUAGCACGACCCCCACUAUGUUGGAGCCCAAAGCGGGUGGAGGCGAGGGGGCGAAAAAGGAGCUGACCAAGGAACUGAGUGUAAGCGUGGAAGAUCUGACCGCACUCCAUAAACUGGAUAAGAACCACCUGAGGGUGAGCUGGUUCAGUGAGGGCUUCAGGGCGUACAGUGAUGGACAGCUGGCCCCCGACCCCAAGGGCAGCAUGGAGAACAUCAGGAGGGACGACCUGCCUCCAACCUCACCCACCUCCUCCACCUCUCACCCCUUUAAGUCCCAGCAGAGACACCACCACACCAAACUAUCCGCUGCCAAACUCCACCUGAAGAGUCUGUUUGGACAGGUGAGACCCUGAGACAUGGUCAGGUCCUCUCAUAGUCACAGAGGCUGAACUGAGAGUUUGUCACAUCUGAACUGUUUAAAGUCAAACUAACCAGGAACACAAACAGGAACAGUUACUGACUCACUCUGAUCCACUGAGGAUUAUGUCACUGACAUUACAGAGAGUUCACCUGCUGCAGGAGAAAGAAACUGGAUUUCCUACUCUAAGUUUAUCUUCAUUCAUUUAAAGAGAGAAAGACAGCUCUGGGGAGAAGUUUGAACAAACUGCAGCUUCAGUUUAAUAUCUCAGAGGGCCUCCUCAGGGUGAAUUAUGAAAUUACUUCUUUAAAAAAAACAGUCACACUGAACUGUUGACAUCCAUAACAUACUCAUACAUGAUGCAGACAGACUUGAUGAAGAUACCGUCAGCCCAUCUCCAUGACGACAGAGAUGAUUGACAGAUCUGUAGUAGUUGUCCUGGUCAAACUGCGGACAGUGUUUUACAUCUCGGUGUUCGUCUGAUAUCACACUAAGGCCUCUCUGUGUCUAACCUUUGAACUAGACCCCAGUGAUCUUUAGUGACCUUCAGUGACCUCCUUUUCUGUUUUAGAGUCCUCAUUCUUCAAACUCCAACCUAACCAAUCCAGAGCCCAAAGACAGGUGAGAACCACACUGAGCUGAUGGAGUGACUUCUGUUUCUGAGUGUGAGAUAGAUGACUGUGGGGUGAAUGAGUGACUGUGGCAUUGAAGAGUUGUGAUCGGUCAGAGGACUACAGCGAUAGAAACUGAGUCCAUUUGACAUUUGUCCAUGUGUAUUUUUGACCUCAUGCAUCAUGUCUAAGAACCUUUUCACCCUGUUGUAAAUGUCUCCAUUCUCAUGUAUCCUUAGGUUCACUUCUGUGUCUGAUAAUGUCUUUAUAUUUGUGUUACAAGGAGGACCUCAAGCGGUCUGACUCAAAAGUGUCUCUGUGUCAUCAUGUCUCCAUGUUAUCCUUUACUUGUGUUUUCUUGUCUCCGUGUCUUGUCCCGGUUCUUACUUCUGCUGUGUCCCCAGUCCUGUGGAGCGGAGAUCCCGGCUGCACUUCAUGCGUCAGUGGAGUCAGGUGGGACACAAUAAGAAGAGGAAGAUCAGCAAGGAAGAGCUGGAGAAGUGGGCGGAGUCUCUGAACGCCCUGCUGGCCAGUCAGAGUGAGUCUGAGUUUGGGUGUUUAUUGAGACUGUGUGAGGGGUUCUUUGGAGUUUUUUAUAAGAAACCUUAAAUCUUUGCUCAGUGGUUAGACUCCGCCCACAGCUUAGGGACAGACAGCAGACAGGUGGAGUUGAAAUCCAAUCAGACGGUCCUCUGUCUUCAGAUCUUCCUGUCAGCUGGUGAUUGAUCAGGACUGAGAGUUUUUUGACAGACACAGACAGAGGAAUGCGGACAGUUAAAAAUAGAUCAACAGACGAAAGACUCACUUAACAUACGUGGCAGGUGUCCUGACAAUGUGGGAAACAGGAAGUGAGGGCAGAAAUCAUAAAUGUCCAUCUUCUCGAAAGAGAAGUGAGCACCGCUGAGUGAGACAGAGACCUCUGAGACUGUGCGUAUAUGUGUGUGUGUGUGUGUGUCUAUCUGAACUUACUGUGAGAUGACAGUCUGUAACCAGACGUCACAGCUCCUGUGUGCUGAGCAAUAAAGAGAAUGCGAGUGAUGCUAUUUACAGAACAAACAUAAUUACACACAAACGAUUAGUAUUAAAUCACAGUUUGUUUUCAGUCUUUACAGAUUCAACAGUUUUACAAUUUAAUCUCCUGCUGGUCUGCACCUGCUGUUUGAGUGUAUGUGUGAUGUGAGAGUGUUGUCUCGAUCAAACUCUUUAAAAUCCAUACAAUGAAGUUCAGGAUGUUUGUCGUACCACACACAGACCCCGGUGGUCAUUAGAUGAAUUGCAGUCAGUGUUCUGAUCCAAAUACAACACUAGACUGCGUGUACCUAAGUGUUCCCCCUUAUAUUCACAGAUGUUCAGUUAAUAUUUAUUAUAUAUAAUUAUUUUUAUUUUAUUGAGUGAAUAUGAAAACUAAUUAGAUAAUAAUGAAUAUUAUCAUUACUAUUGUUGUUGUUUUCAUUAACUUUUUUGUAUUGUACACAGCUCUGAGACUUUGGAUUCUGUGGGGGUUUUAACCUCCAUGUCGAUAAAAAAAAAAUCUUCCUUCUGUGUAGCCGGGGUUCAGGUGUUCGGGGCGUUCCUGCGGUCAGAGUUCAGCGAAGAGAACCUGCAGUUCUACCUCGCCUGUGAGCAGUACAAACAAUCCUCUAACAACUUCAGUCUGCAGAGGAGAGCCCGAGACAUCAGCAACACCUACAUCCAACCAGGAUCUCCCAGAGAGGUAAUUACACACCUUCACCUGUCACAUGAGAAAGACUUGGCAACAUUAAUUAUAAGACUUUAAAGGGAUAAUCAGGGUUUUAGCUGAUGGUCUCUCCUGUUUCUGUCGGACGUCAUUGGUUAAAAACUGGACAUUUUGAUAUCAGCUAAAAUCUCCUCACAGGAAAGUGGCCUGAUUUAUUUUGGCCAGCCUUUGUGUUUCUGUGAGAGUGUGAGCAGGAAGUGAUGACUGUUGAAACUAUGGGUCAGGGAAGCAUCAAAGUUAGCUUUGUUUAAGAGUUUAACCAAAGAGGAGGAUUAGCCAAUGAAUGAAGACUUUGUUACACAUCUUUAUCAUGAGAGCAGUGGUUCUCAAGUCCAGUCCUCGACUGUCGACCCCCACUAUGUUGCCGACUGUCCUGCAUGUUUUGGAUGUUUCCCUGCUCCAACACACCUGAUUCAAAUGAUUACCUCGUUAUUAAACCAUUACAGAGCUUGAUAACGAGCUGAUCAUUUGAAUCAGGUGUGUUGGAGCAGGGGAACAUCCAAAACAUGCAGGACAGGGGGGCUCGAGGACUGGACUUGAGAACCACCGAUGUAGAGUCACCUGUCUCAUGAAAAACGUACUAUUAUUUCCAUGUGCCUUUGUCUCAGGUCAACCUGGAUGGUAAGACUCGAGAUCUGACCCUCACUCUGCUGCAGGCCCCGUCCCACAACUCUCUAAACCACGCACAAACGCGCAUCUACUCCCUGCUAGACACAGACUGCUACCCUCGCUUCCUCCAGUCACAUCUCUACAUGACCCUGCUGAACCAGGAGGACUAGAGACUCCUCUGUCCCUGCUGCACCAGAGACACAUAUGCCCUCACUGCACCAGAGGGACUAGAGGCUCACCAGUCCCUGCUGCACCAGGAGGACUAGAGACACAGCUGCCCUCACUGCACCAGGAGGACUAGAGACACACCUGUCUCCACUGCACCAGGAAGACUAGGGACUCACCUGCCCCUGCUGCACCAGGAGGAUUAGAGACAGAGAGAAUCAGCUGAUGAGCAGAUCAUCAGGUCAAAAGCAGAUUCUGUUGCGUUUGUUUAGUCAGUUUGAGCUUUGAUCACCUAAGACUCUUGAGUUUCUGACUCAGGUUUACUCCUGUCUGUGAGAAACUGCAUUUCUGCCCCAGCCCCACCCAAAUAACACGUUAACACUCUGAUGAUCCUGCUCUGAGUUUUCCUGCUGACACGUGGAGAAAAUGGGUUGAUCCAGUAGGAUCUGGACCUGAAAGGUCAAAGUUCAGCAUGAGGAAAAGUUCAGGGUCCUCUGAAACUCUGAUCCAAGGUGUGUUUAAACCGUCUGUCAGAGUGAUGAUCCUGAUAAAACAGCUGAUCUAAGGUGGAGUGUAUGAGCAAGAGUUUGUGUAUGUGUUAGUGAAAGUGUGUGUGUGUGUGUGUGUGUGUUUGUGAAGGUGAGUGUGUGUAAAUUUGGGGAUGGGGAGAUGUUUAAAAAGAAACAAUAAACUGUGUUGUGUGUACUGUCAGAGUCUAAUUAGUGUGUCUGAGAAGGUGAUUAGAUGUUUAUCUUCAGGGUGGACACACCAUAGACUGUAUAUACUUUUAUAUACAAUCUAUGGGACACACCUGCUCUUGUAAAGGAUUCUGGGAAACUGAGGCAGGGGAGGAGUCUGAAAAGAGAAUUUGAGAAACAAUAAAGCCUGUUUUGAAAAAA